UGUAAGGUUAGAAGGCUUAAGGUUACACGCUUUUGUAUCUGGCCUUCCAUCCAUAACACAAGUAAUUUUUCCAUCUCGUGAAUGGGACCUUGUCUUUUCUUUGUUAUUAUAGUUCCCUUUAUAGGUGCUGAUCCUUUCACUACCUCACGAAUACGUUCCUUGUCCUUCAAAAUAGUAGAUAUGGUCAAGUACGAGAAGCCUAGGUUGCGUGAAAUUGUUGCUACAGUUUUUCCAUUUUCAUACUGCAUUUUUAUCUUCAUUUUCGUCUCAAAAGUAAUUGACUGUCUCCUUUUCUUCUGAGCACUACCAGCUCUCUCACUUGUAUGCUUUCCAGUCAUUCUAAAGUCAAUUAAAUACUGUACAAAAUUGUUGUCAGUACACAGCACGAUCAGUUGUGGAUGCAACGUCAGCCAAACACCAACUAAGCGCUCUACGGCAUGGGUGCUGUAGCCAAGCGACGGCCCAAGCCACGCCACUCUCUCGUAUGGGACGGAAACGUUUCGGUAUAGAAAAUGCGCGUGUCAUUUGAAACAUUAUGGUACCUACUGCGGAAGUCGUAUGUGCAGGUGGUUGUUACGGACUGAGGCAGGUCGUAAGUGCGGGUGGUCGUAGGUCGAGUAAGUCGUUAGUUGGGGAGCUGUAUAUAUAUUUAUACCUGUAUACAGUAUAUAUUAUUUAUUUAUUUAUUUAAUUUGUUUAUUUCCUUAUUUAUUUAUAAAUGUAUCUGUAUGCCUGCAUUACUUAUACUGUACAGUAUACUGUAUAUGUAGUACAGUACAUGCUGAACCAAUGAAAAAUUGUAUGAUGAUUUUACUGAAUGAAUAUCUUUUUAUAUAUCUACAGUAUCUUCAUGCAAAUGUGUAUACCUGCAUUAAUUAGAUGAUCUGCACUAAGUUAAGGAUGAUAUAUCAAAUGAAGAUCAUGGUAAUGCCCAUUUGGGGAGCAUCAGUUGGCUUUGCUGAUCUAUUAUUGAUAGUGUGUUGAAUAUACGAUAAAAAAAUGCUCUUGUGAAUAUUUCUUACAUAUCAUAACAAGAGGGUUUGAACCAGAAGCAUGGGUAUAAAUGUGCCAAUUACUAGAAGAGCUUCAAUUUUCAUAUUCAAGACAUAUUUUCCUUCUGCAUUCACAUGCUGAAGGAUGGGUUCUGUGUGCUCAGCUGACAAAGUGAUGAUUGUACCACACCCUGAUGAAAAGGGCAGAUUUCCUAUCACCAAUGGUAAAGAAGCUAAUAGUGGUUCUCUGUGUCCUGAAAUUCCAAAUAAAAACUGCAUUGAAGUUGGGGGACAGUUUAUAGACUGUAGACUUCCAGAAAGUGGAAGAUUAAUUGUUGAGGCUCUGUUGAGGAUUCAAGGAGUAGGUGGUCGCAGACCUGGAACCAAUAUAACAAAUCAUGUCUACAACAACCAGCCUUCUAUUGGUACUAAAAAUUCCAUUUCUACUACUCAGCCAACCUCAGGAUUCAAUAAAGAUAAUGGAGAUACCAUCAACAAAGGAAAGCCUAAGAGAGCAGCAUGGGAUCUUAAGGGACGUCUACAAGACAUGGAACAGUUGAUGAAGUCCUCGACAGUUGAACGUGAAAACUUUCUUGCCAAGCUUACAGAUUAUGACUCUCGGAUUGAGAAUCUGGAAUUGGAGAAGCAGAACCUUAAUCAAAAUCUGCAGAAGACACAGACAGUUUCCCAAGCAAACCAAGAGGAGGUUGAUAGAUUAAAAGAUAACUUAAGAGUGGAAUGUGAAGAAAGAAGUUCAGAAAGGAGACAAUUGGAGAACACUAUCCAGGAUUUGGAAUUCAAAAAAUCUUCUCUUCAGCGACAAAAUAAAUCUCUGGAGUCUGAGCUUUCAGCACGACAAGAUGAAUUGGCUGGACUAAAGUCAACAGUGUCACACCUGACAAGUGCUCAUGCUGGACUGGAGGCACAACUGUCAUCAACUAGGCUGCUCUUAGAUGACCGCAACAAUAGAGUAACUGACUUGGAAGCCCAGGUAUCUGAGCAGAAGGAGACUAUUGAGGAGUUGGAACAGAAACUACGGGAAGGAGAAAUGGCAAGAAGGAAACUUCAUAAUCAAGUACAAGAACUAAAGGGCAAUAUUCGUGUGUUUUGUAGGGUUCGCCCCCUAAUAGGUGAUGAGAUAAAACACAAUGGAGACAGUGACUUUAUCCAUCAUCUUAAUGUCACUGAUGAACAAACUCUUGAGGUUUACAAGUCUGGAGAUGUGAAUGGAAGCACAAUGUCUGGCCUGAAGGGACGUGGAAAUGGUAACUUUGAAUUUACCUAUGAUCGGGUCUUUAGUCCAAGUGGAACACAGGCAGAGGUAUUUGAGGAAAUUUCACAACUAGCCCAGUCUGCUUUAGAUGGGUAUAAUGUCUGUGUUUUUGCCUAUGGCCAGACUGGAUCAGGCAAGACAUUUACAAUGGAAGGUAUUCACGAUAAUGAAGAGUUGGAGGGCAUGAUUCCCCGUACUGUAAAGCACAUCUUCUCAACUAUGAAGCAGCUGAAGGAUAAGGGUUGGACAUACAAGGUGGAGGCUAGCUUUCUUGAGAUUUACAAUGAAACCAUCAGAGAUCUCCUUGCUUCACCAAAAGAAUCUAAGAACCUGACAUAUGAUAUUAAGUUGACUGAUAGCAAGAAAAAUGACACUUUUGUAACCAAUCUUAAGGUUCUGGAGGUAACAAAUGAAAAUAAAGUGCACCAUCUGUUACAUUUAGCACAACAGCAGAGAGCAGUAGCUGCAACCAACAUGAAUGAGCGAUCUUCACGCUCUCAUUCUGUCUUCCGCCUUAAGCUGAUUGGAACAAACAGCAAAACUACUGAGUCAUGUGAAGGAACUUUGAAUUUGGUUGAUCUUGCUGGUUCUGAGCGCCUGAAGGAAUCUGGUUCAGAAGGGGCUAGGCUGACGGAAACACAGAACAUAAACAAAUCUCUCUCAAACCUUGGUAAUGUCAUCAUGGCUCUAGGACAGAAGCAAAGCCACAUCCCAUACCGGAACUCCAAGCUGACUCACCUUCUGCAGAGCUCUUUGGGUGGUAAUUCCAAAACUCUUAUGUUUGUUAAUGUCUCUCCAUUAGAGAUGUGUUUUAAUGAGACAUUAAAUUCACUCCGCUUUGCCACAAAGGUCAACCAGUGUCAUAUUGGGACAGCAUCAAAGCAGGUUAGGAAAUGAAAGUAACCCAUUCACUGUGUAAAUAUUUUUGGUAUACUGUACUGAACUUUUUUUGAUGUCAGGAAAUAAAUGUGAAAAUUAAAGGGCCAAUUAAAGUGGUAUGGGAUGGAAUGGGUGAUAACUGAAAUGAUUUUAUAUUACCCAUCCAGAUUAUUGACUAAAAUGCUACUUAUGAUAAAGAGGUUUGUACAUUGCUGUAUAAAUUGGUUUUUCAAGCUAGAAAGAUAUGAUUAUAUUUACAAUGGUGUUGUUUGAAUGCUAAUGGUUUAACUCUUGCUUUAAUGCCUUUGGUUAACCACACCACAGAAAAAUAUUAGCUUAGAAAUUUGUGCAAUUGAGAAGUUACAAUAGUUUGGCUCUUGUACUGUCCCAUCAUUCAGCAGUACAUAAGUAUCAUUGUAAAGAAUAUCUUGUUUGACUCUAGUUCUUAGUGAGAUAAAAGUUUAUCUACUCUUGUUGUUGGAGGUGAAUGAUGCCAUUGUUAAAUAUAAGCGAAAAGUAUGACUUCAAAUUAUUUUUAGGAGAAGGACAUAUUGAUACUGAUAGGCAGUGCCAGGCUGUGUAAUAUUUGGGACCAUGCGAAGAGGAAUACUGUACUGUAAUCAAAUUGAAGACAUGUAUUACAGCAAUAAGAAUGAAUGAAAGAUAGCAAAUGGACAAUUUGUGUGGGUUUAUUUUCUUAUAAUUUGCCCACCAAGUAUUAUAUAUAUCAUGCCUUUUAUUGGGAAGAUUUCCUAAAUGGAAGGGUUUCCUUUUUUCCUCCAUCAAAAUGAUAAUGAAUAUUGUAACAGUACUGUAUAUAGAAAUUCAGUGUACCUUAAUCAUGGGCAUUUAGAGCUAGCCUAAAGGUGUCAGUGUAACACAGAUAUUGAGGAUAAAAUAAACAAAUUUGUGACAAUGUUUGCAGGAUGAUGCCAAACAACAUACUGAGUAUAGGUUAAACACAAUAUUUCUUCUAGGUACCACUACCAAAGAAUGAGUGGAUAGUGGUUAGGCCUGUGGGUGGAGCUUACAUCAUCCACCCUCCUAGUUGCCACCAGACACCAUUGCAGUACACGCCAGUGCAUCGUGGCAUGGCUUUGAAAGAUGAUGUGUUUGAUGCAUCUGGCACAUUUGUAGAAAUUUCGCAGUUUGAGCAAUGUUCAAACUUGAAAAUUUUUUUUUAGCUUGCCAAGAUAGUAAAAGCAACACACAACUUGCUUGUAAUGGCUCCUGCAGAUGAAGCUGGGAGUAAGAAGGCUGUUUUCAAGUGGUGUCGAUACAAUUCAUUUCCUUCCCGAAGGCAUUGAAACCACUUCAUUCUGCAUAAACUGCUAAAUGCAUGGCGUGUUGCUGUUUUGCCAGGCUUAAAGCACACUUUAUUGAAAGCUAUUCAUUUUUUUUUAAAUUCAUGUUAUUUAUUUUUAAUAGGAUUUAUUUAUUCCAUAGUCUUGGUUAAACAGGUUGAUUUUUUAAUCUUCGUAUAAUUAGUGACUGACACUCACCCUGACCCAUCGGAAAUCAAUUUCCAGUUUAAACUGCAUAAAUUUAAAUUAACCCCUUGUAUGGGGGGGGGGUCUCUGUGCUGAAUAAAAUUGUCUGGUGUUAGCCAAAUAAAAUAUAAAAAAUGGCAUCCCCAUAGUGGAGAUCGUUUCUUAACGCCUUGUGUACAGUAUUGGCGUCUCCCUGUGCUGAAUAAAAUCUUUUGACGCUGGCUAAAUAAUAAAUCAAAAGUUGCGUCCCUGUAGUGAAGAGGAUAACGUCUUCGUUAAAAAUUCUCUUAGUGGUGUUUAGAUUUAUAUUUAGCUUCUUAUUAGCUGGUGAGUUUAUAUUAAGAAUAAUAAUUUAUGAAAUACUGUACAGCCGCCUCUCGUUUUACACGGGGCUUACUUUCUUUAAAAUCACUGCUUAAUUAAAAAACGCGUAAACUAAACAGAAUUUUCUCAUAAGAAUACAUGUACUGUGAAUGGUACAGGUUUUGGGAACCAUCAUAUACCGUUCAAGUUACGAACAGUGCACUCACUUACACCAAGCACGCGGCCAACCUCAGGACAUACUCUCCUCUCUGAAGGCGGAUGAUCACAAUUAAUUUCACGUUCAUUGCAAUUGUUUUUUGUGCUUUUUUAGCUGUAGGCACCCCAAAGGAGGCAGAUGGAUGUUUUCCAGACACGCUCAAUGGGGAAAACAGCGAUUAAUACUAAGAAGGUACGUGAUAAACACACAAUGCAAAUAAAAGCACAGAGAAAAAGUAGUGCUGGUGUGAACUGAGAAAGCGAUACGCGGGAAGCU
Homarus americanus (American lobster) is the source of this 5430-nucleotide messenger RNA. Its product is annotated as kinesin-like protein KIFC1. Gene Ontology annotation, biological process: microtubule-based movement. Gene Ontology annotation, molecular function: microtubule motor activity; microtubule binding; ATP binding. Bases 1138 to 3162 code for a protein of 674 amino acids. The record is from RefSeq and is a predicted model, not a curated record. The transcript is spliced from 11 exons. NCBI's taxonomy places the organism in Eukaryota, Metazoa, Arthropoda, Malacostraca, Decapoda, Nephropidae.